Molecule: messenger RNA, 360 nt
Organism: Desarmillaria tabescens
Lineage: Eukaryota; Fungi; Basidiomycota; Agaricomycetes; Agaricales; Physalacriaceae
Exons: 3
Coding region: 1-360 (119 amino acids)
Source: RefSeq, a predicted model, not a curated record
AUGACUCGGGAGCGCAGCAUCAUCAAAGAUGCUGUUUUUGCAGAAGACGGUCAAGUCGUGGUUUGUGGAAGCGACCAUGGGGCUGCAUAUGUAUUUUCGUGUUUGAACGGAGGCAAGAAGCCAUUGCAGAUUAUGUAUCAUGGCAAAGGUAUUGGAUGUGAGCGGAAAGCAGUGACAUACUUGAACGCACUCACAAACCGCGAAACAGGCUGCCACGGUAUCAGAUCGGCAUAUGGUUGCCACCGGAUCGUCUGGAAGAAACGGGAGCGUCGUCUUGUGGGAGAAGCCACUGACGACUGUGAAGGUGUUGGAUUGGGUGCUGAGCUGGGUGCAGUACGCGAUGGAUUGCUUCUUGGUUAA